Drosophila willistoni is the source of this 647-nucleotide messenger RNA. RefSeq lists its product as uncharacterized. NCBI's taxonomy places the organism in Eukaryota, Metazoa, Arthropoda, Insecta, Diptera, Drosophilidae. The record is from RefSeq and is a predicted model, not a curated record. Bases 29 to 433 code for a protein of 134 amino acids. The transcript is spliced from 4 exons.
AAAAAGAAGAGUGCGCGAUAAAACCAACAUGGAACAGAUGGAAAACUAUGUUACGGCCACGGGCAGCAAUAGCAAACGCAUUUUCGAUGAGGAUUCGGUUAGCAAGGUCACCUCGGAUGGGGAACCCCUAUUGACCAUGGUUGCUGGUCUCUCUGGACUAUUAACUGGCAUUAUAAUUCUGGCAGUGCUUGUAUCCAUGGUCGCCUGUCGCAAUCACAAAAAUAAACGCCGGCAAAGUGGAACAGCUGGAGCUGCAACACCAACACCACCAGCUACAAUCACUGAUUUGACCAUGACGAGUCCACCAGUGGCCGGCAGAGGCAAUCUAAAUGCCGCCUUUGCCGAGAGCACAUUAUCCUUACGCGUUCAGGAUAAUGAUAAGGAUAAAGAAUGGCCCUCAGCUGUGGUGGUUAUCGAAAGGGAAAGGUAUUAAUAUGCAACGUGAUUUUAUUGAAAAACAAAAAUUAUAAGACUGAGAUGGCAUUGGCUGUCGUUAUUAUUAUUAUACAAAUAUCUACAAUUAUGUAUAUAUGUAUAUUUAUACAUUGUUUUGUUAUCGUUGUCUAGUAUAAAUAGUUGCAACAAACAUGUAAACAUUAUUAUUAACUAUAAAAUAAAACUACAUUGCACACACCUAUUGAUAUUAA